AUGCCUGCAAAAAAAGAAUUUCCUACUACACUGAGACAUACCCUUAAAACACACAACGGGCCUGUAAACGCCGUCACAUUCUCCAGCUAUCCCGGAACUUAUGUUCUCACUGGCUCCUCCGAUCGCUCCGUGCACAUAACUCGCGCGAUUCCCAAUAACGCAAACAAUGGCUCCGUUGUAGAGACGACGGCUCCAAUUCAGAAGUACGAGGCGCAUGGGUACUCAGUGCUAGAUGUCGCUGUUGCAGGGGACAACUCACGAUUUGCCAGUGUAGGAGGUGAUCGGCUGGUAUUUCUUUGGGAUGUUGAACAGGGUGGCACCAUAAGAAGAUGGGGCGGGCAUAAUGCAAGAGUUGAAGCAGUCCAAUUCGCAGGGGACGGCGAUGCGGUCGUUGUUUCUGGCAGUGCGGAUACUACUAUUAAUCUUUGGGACACCCGAUCAAACGCCCACAAGCCUAUCCAAACCCUGACUGAGGCCGGCGACACUGUCUCUGCAUUACACACACACAUGCCUACAUACUCGAUUGCAAGUGGAAGCUACGAUGGCCGUGUGCGCACCUACGACAUUCGAAUGGGCCGAACAACCGUUGAUGUUCUAGCGCAUCCUGUCACCAGCGUUCGCUGCUCGGCAGAUGGGAAUGCUCUGCUCACUUCUACGCUGGACGGAAGAAUCCGGAUGUUGGACCGAACUGAUGGUAAACUGCUCAAGGCAUUUGGCGGAGAAGAGACUUCGAAAUCGGUUCUAGGGGGUUCAAAACCUGCCUAUCGCAAUACUGAGUUAAGGAUACGGUCCGUAUUUGCCAAGCGCGACGCUGUUGUUCUUAGCGGCAGUGAGUCUGAGAAGGGGGAUCGAUUCUCUCAGGCAUCUGCGUUUGCUUGGGAUGUGUUGAGUGGGGACGUCAUUGCGACUAUUCCUGCUGGAGAGGGGGUGAGGGCAGUGAGUUGCGUGGCAUGGAACGAGAAGGAAGGCGUAUGGGCUGGUGGCUGUUCCGAUGGAACUGUCAAAUUGUACAGCUGA
Molecule: messenger RNA, 1017 nt
Organism: Aspergillus wentii DTO 134E9
Lineage: Eukaryota; Fungi; Ascomycota; Eurotiomycetes; Eurotiales; Aspergillaceae
Product: WD40 repeat domain-containing protein
Exons: 4
Coding region: 1-1017 (338 amino acids)
Biological process (GO): mRNA splicing, via spliceosome
Cellular component (GO): catalytic step 2 spliceosome
Molecular function (GO): protein binding
Source: RefSeq, a predicted model, not a curated record